This is a messenger RNA of Gracilinanus agilis (Agile Gracile Mouse Opossum), 2658 nucleotides long. It is a transcript of the gene TOLLIP, whose product is annotated as toll interacting protein. Bases 82 to 906 code for a protein of 274 amino acids. Lineage: Eukaryota; Metazoa; Chordata; Mammalia; Didelphimorphia; Didelphidae. Gene Ontology annotation, cellular component: cytoplasm. The record is from RefSeq and is a predicted model, not a curated record. The transcript is spliced from 6 exons. Gene Ontology annotation, biological process: ubiquitin-dependent protein catabolic process. Gene Ontology annotation, molecular function: ubiquitin conjugating enzyme binding; ubiquitin binding.
GCAGCGGCAGCGGAAGCCAAACGGGUACGGGGUUCGGGAACCGAAGUCCGGGCUCCUGGGCGGCUAGCGAGUGAAGCGGCCAUGGCGACCACCGUCAGCACCCAGCGCGGCCCGGUGUACAUCGGCGAGCUGCCCCAGGAUUUCCUGCGCAUCACCCCCACCCAACAGCAGCAGCAGAUCCAGCUGGACGCCCAGGCUGCCCAGCAGCUGCAAUAUGGCGGAGCCUUGAACACGGUGGGCCGACUCAACAUCACUGUGGUGCAGGCCAAGUUGGCAAAGAACUAUGGUGUGACCCGGAUGGAUCCGUAUUGCCGUAUCCGGCUGGGCUACGCCGUGUACGAGACAGCCACUGCCCACAACGGCGCCAAGAACCCUCGGUGGAAUAAAGUGAUCCAGUGCACGGUGCCCCCGGGUGUGGACUCUUUUUACCUGGAGAUCUUUGAUGAGCGAGCCUUCUCCAUGGACGACCGCAUCGCUUGGACCCACAUCACCAUCCCCGAGUCACUUAAGCAAGGGAAGGUGGAGGACGAGUGGUACAGCCUGAGCGGCCGGCAGGGCGACGACAAGGAGGGCAUGAUCAACCUGGUCAUGUCCUAUUCGUCCCUGCCGACCGCCAUGAUGACGCAGCCUCAGCCUGUGGUCCUGAUGCCCACAGUGUACCAGCAAGGGGUCGGCUACGUGCCCAUCACAGGCAUGCCUGCGGUGUGCGGCCCGGGCGUGAUGCCCCUGGCCGUGGCCCCUCCGGUGGUCAGCCCGCAGCCCCUGUGCAGCGAGGAGGACCUGAAGGCCAUCCAGGACAUGUUCCCCAACAUGGACAGAGAGGUGAUUCGCUCGGUGCUGGAAGCCCAGAGGGGGAACCGGGAGGCCGCCAUCAACUCCCUGCUCCAGAUCGGGGAGGAGUCGUAGGCCUGGGGCCCUCACCGUCCCCCGGCCCCAGCCCCCAGGGAUCUGGAGAGAGGAAGAUGGCCCAGAAGCGAGCAUCCGUCCGUCCAUCUGUCCAUCCACGAGCGAGCCAGUGAGCGAGUGAGCGAUCGUCCUCUCUCCGUGUCCCCCCCACACACACACACUGUCGUGGUCACUGUUUGCAGAUGGGUUUGGGUUUCCCACCUCCCAGCGGCGGCGCCGUGCCAUUUGGCUGAGGUGGGAGAAACGUCAUCGUGUAUAUUUAUGCCCUUCCUCCCCCCUCGCCUGCCAGCAUGCCCUCCGCUCCCCCGCUGGGGCAUUCCGUUUCCACUUGCCCUGAGCCGGGGAGGAGGGCCUGCGCCGGUCCUGAUCCAGCCCCCCCGUGUCACCAGGCAUGCGGCCCCCCAUUGUAGGUGUACCCCGAGAGCAUGCUUCUCCCGAGCUUAAGAAUGGCUCUGGCCCUCGAAGCUCUCCCUCAGCUCGGCGCUCUUGAUGUUUCAUCCCGAGGGGGAGACUCCCCGUCCAUGCCGGCUUUGUCACGGGCCGUCCUGUUACUGUUCACUACUGACCCCGUCCAGGGAGCGGAGGGGAUGAGGAGGCGUCCGGGGGCAAACCAGCCCUAUUUAGAGAAAUAGAGGCCUUGCACUUUACCGUGCCCCCCUCGUCUGCCCCGUGUGCCCCCGCCACACCAGAGACUUCUGCCUGCCGCCAAUUUGUACCGCGUGUCAGCCAUCACCCUGGCGCGGGCGCUCCAUGUGUGCGCUGGUGAUUGCCCGGUGAGGACCAAAUGCUUGCCUUGGUCAGGGCAUUUGGGCCAGGGAAGGUGGCGCCCCUUUGGGGACAGAUUCUGGCCAGCUUCCCUUCCCUGAUAGUCAUCGCCAAAGGCGAGCCAGCGCCGCUGCUCUUCCUGGCUUCCCGCGAGCAGCCCCCAGGGCAGGCGGGCGGUGAUUGAGCAAGAAAGGGCAGCCCAUACUGGUACUGGAUGGAGCCUGCUGGCCCAAGCCGAGACACUGAGGGAAAAAAAAAACGGUAUCCUCGUGCCCCAUCGGUCUGUCUAAGUGGAGGGAUGGCGCUCCGGACCUUGGCCGCCUGCUCCAAGUUCUCCUGCGGGGUGACCCGAGCAAGUGCGAUAAUCAGCCGUGGGCCGGCAGCUCCAGCGCCCUCGCGCCUCCCUCCCCGGAGCUCCCGCUGCCGCCCUCUGGGGCUCCGUCCAGCUCGAUCAGAGAUCUUUGUUAGUGACUCGGAACGUGGGGGCCCGACCUUUCAGAGGAGUUUCUCAAUCAGGGAAUAGGGGAGGCAGAGGCAUGGUCAGGCUGGAAGGACGAGCCAUGGGCCCUCUCCGCGGCCCCGAGACGUGCUCCGCUGCCCAGGCCCAGGCUUUCCCCUCGGAUGUCACCAGGCGCUCCGGCCACCGGACGUCUGGGCGGCUCGUGCCCUGCGGCCGCUCUCCUCCCUGGCCAGCAGCGGCCUGGAGUGUGUGGCUAAAGCCAGGCCGCUGGAGGGCAUCCUUGGCUUCUUGUACUUCUAGCACCGGCCUGCGCCCGGCGGAGGAUAGAUGGCAGGAACGACCGGCUGUCGGCCCUUCUUUCACUUCCGUGGGAGUGUGGUGGGCGGCCGGAGGCUUUGCUGGCAGACUGCCUGGGGUGUCGGGCUCUCAUUCUGUAGUUUGGGUCCAGUGUCUGCAUUUUCUGCUUCAUAAAUAUCUUCUAAUUUAAUAAAUGGUCAUGUACGUGGAUAUUAAAACGGAUAAUCAGA